This is a messenger RNA of Aspergillus niger, 1215 nucleotides long. RefSeq lists its product as uncharacterized. Gene Ontology annotation, molecular function: zinc ion binding; DNA-binding transcription activator activity, RNA polymerase II-specific. NCBI's taxonomy places the organism in Eukaryota, Fungi, Ascomycota, Eurotiomycetes, Eurotiales, Aspergillaceae. The coding region runs from base 1 to 1215 and encodes 404 amino acids. The record is from RefSeq and is a predicted model, not a curated record. The transcript has 2 exons. Gene Ontology annotation, biological process: regulation of transcription by RNA polymerase II.
AUGCACAGCAGCUCUACUAUCAAAGGCCGCCGGUCUCAUCGAAAGUCACGAAGUGGUUGUCAACAAUGUAAACUGCGAAAGGUCAAGUGUGGAGAAGAAAAGCCGGCAUGCAGCAAUUGCAAGAGACAUGGAGUCCAUUGCUCCUUCGCUCUCUCAAAUCGAAUGGCAGAAUCGACCCUGCUAGGUGAUCAAAGCUCCUUUUCUAGCCAAACGUCCACCCCGCAAUCCGACUACAGACCCAGCAACCCCAGCUCUCCGAGCGGUGGUGCAAGUCAGCAGCAGUUGGCUGCGCCCGGACCCGAAUUGGCCAUUGCCGAUCUGGAGCUUCUGCAUCACUACAGCACUUCAACCGCCUAUACCUUCUCCUUGCAUCCCGUUAUCCAGACACUAUGGCGCAUUGAAGUGCCCCAGAUCGCGUUUACAGCGCCUUACACCCUCCGCGCCAUUCUGGCCGUAUCUGCUUUGCAUUUAGCCGUACUACGCCCAGAAAAACAAGAAUAUUAUAUUUCCCAGGCAAGCUUCCAUCACGAUGCAUCAUUGAAACUCGCAACGCCGGAAAUAGCCAACAUUACCCACGACAAUUGUACCCCAUUGUUCCUCUUCUCGGCUCUCUCAUCAUUCAUUUGCUGCGCCAAGCCACUCAAACUAGGAAAUUUCCUGCUCUGGGAAGACCACGAAAUCGCCAAUUGGCUAAUGCUUAUCCGAGGCACCGGAACCAUCGUCGACUUUGCCGAGGAGUCCCUAAAAGCCGGACCGUUGAGAACCUUGUUCAGCGUGCAUCGACAACGCGAUGCUCAUUCCGAGGUCCCGGAACCACCCACGCAGCACCAAUUCCUGGAGGACUUUCGCCGUUUCGUCAUAGAUGAAGUCACAGACGUUCACGAGAAGCAAAUUUAUCAUGUCGCGAUCUUUCACCUGGGCACUUGCUUCACAAUUUGCUAUGAGAAAGGAUGUCGGCUCGAGACGUCCGACGUGUUCAUGUGGCUUCUGCGUGUUCCUCAUGACUUUCUAGGCUUUUUGAAAGAAUACCGACCGCUUUCUAUGGUGAUUGUGGGGUACUUUUGUGUGCUGCUACAUCAAUUGGAGUGGAUUUGGUGCAUGAAGGGCUGGGGUACUCAUAUCCUGUCGCAGAUCUAUAAUCAGCUCCGUGAGCCUGUUUAUCGAGCUUGGCUUCAGUGGCCGAUGGAACAGAUUGGCAUUCUGCCGCCGAGGUAA